UUCUCUCCUGGCACCCUUUACUAUUGCUGCCAAUCCAGUCUGCGCUGAGAAGAGAAAUUCUCUGACUCAGCCCCUCGCUGACAGAAGCAAUCAGCAACUCUGACCGGGCCGUUAAAAAUCUGGAUGGCGGUGCAGUGGGGUUAAGGCAGGCUCCCUGCCUACCCUGGCUCUGAGGGGCUUCCAGAAGCAGCCAGCAUGUCCGGCCACAGGCUGGGGGUGGCCAGGGGGCUCCCCGCAUUCUCCCCACCUCAACUGCCAGCCCCACAGCUCCCAUUGGCAGGGAACUAUGGCCAAUGGGAUCUGCGGGGGUGGCGCCUCUGGACUGGGACAGCACGCACCAUGCAGCACCUCCUGGCUGUGCCUCUGCCUAGGAGCCAGAGGGACAUGCAGGCCGCUUCCAGGAGACAUCUGAGCCUGGGCAGUGGAGGCCAGGGAGUGCAGAUGGGCUGACUGGGGGAGGACUCUUCUGGGGCCCGGAGUCUGUCCAUGUACCGUUCCUGGAAACUGAAUAGAAGAUCCAAGUGAUGGUACAUGAUGCCAACUGACAAUCACACCUUUUUUGACCCUGUAACCUACAUCCUGACUGGCAUCCCAGGCAUGGAAGAGUCUCAGGUCUGGAUCUCCAUCCCCUUCUGUCUGAUGUACAUUGUGGCGCUUUUGGGGAACUCUCUCAUAAUAUUCAUUAUACUAACAGAACGAAGCCUCCAUGAGCCCAUGUAUCUUUUCCUGUCCAUGCUGGCCACUGCUGAUCUGCUGUUAUCUACCACUACGGUGCCCAAGAUGCUGGCUGUAUUCUGGUUUAGAGCAGGGGAAAUUUCUUUUGCUGCCUGCCUGACCCAGAUGUUCUUCAUCCAUGUCAUUUUUAUUGCCGAGUCGGCCAUUCUGCUGGCCAUGGCAUUUGAUCGAUACGUUGCCAUCUGCAACCCCCUGAGAUACACCAUCAUGCUAACCAAGUCUGUGAUCGGGAAGAUGGGGCUCGCAGCUGUCACAAGAAGUUUCUGUAUAAUUUUCCCCGUCAUCUUUCUCGUGAAGCGUCUGAAGUUCUGCAGAACCAACCUCCUGCCUCACACCUAUUGUGAGCACAUGGGCAUAGCCCGGCUGGCCUGCGAUGACAUCACAGUCAACAUCUGGUAUGGCUUAGCUGUGGCUAUUUUAGCAAUCGGCUUGGAUGCUGUGCUCAUUGCUGUAUCUUAUGGACUGAUUCUCAGGGCCGUUUUCCAGCUCCCAUCGAAGGACGCCCGGCUCAAGGCUCUCCGCACCUGCGGCGCCCACCUCUGUGUCAUACUGAUGUUCUACACACCGGCCUUUUUCUCCUUUUUUGCACACCGAUUUGGGCACAACAUCCCAGGUUAUAUUCACAUCCUACUGGCCAACCUCUAUGUGCUCAUUCCCCCCAUGUUAAACCCCAUCGUGUAUGGGGUGAGAACAAAAGAAAUCCUGAAACGGGUGAUCAAUGUGUUUUAUCGAUGCUGCAGCAGAAGCUUCCUGCUGAGCUAAAGGAGGCAACAGUAAAUGCUUUGAGACUUGGAAAUUAAAGGCAGGUUUUCAUCUGAACUAUAGGGAUUUUGUAAUUAUGUACUUCCAGUGUAUGAGCUGGAAAGCUGGUCUCUCUCAU
Mauremys mutica (yellowpond turtle) is the source of this 1615-nucleotide messenger RNA. Its product is annotated as olfactory receptor 52B2-like. The record is from RefSeq and is a predicted model, not a curated record. Gene Ontology annotation, biological process: G protein-coupled receptor signaling pathway. Bases 532 to 1497 code for a protein of 321 amino acids. Gene Ontology annotation, cellular component: membrane. NCBI's taxonomy places the organism in Eukaryota, Metazoa, Chordata, Testudines, Geoemydidae. Gene Ontology annotation, molecular function: G protein-coupled receptor activity; olfactory receptor activity. The transcript is spliced from 3 exons.